UCAAAAUAGGUCUGUAUUCGAAAUAUUCGGCUCGUGGCUGUAUUUUGGUUCGCAAGAGUUUUCGACCCUCAGGAACUCGAAUUUGAAAAACCAAAAUGCAGCCAUGUAUCGAAUGUUUUGAAUUCAGAUCUGUUUUAACAAGACUAACCAUCGGAGUCGAGUGCGAACGCGUUUUGUGUGUGUUUGUGACAGUGUUUUGGCUGGAAAUUGAUAUCCUGUGGAAUAACAACUGCACCUAAAGAUUGAAGAUAUGAAGAAGAGCUAAGAAGACAGACGCGCUGGCAGCAAUCAAACGCCAUGAAGAGACACUUGGUUCUCAUUGCCCUCGCGAUUGAAAUCAACCUCUACUUCACCGAGGGCGAUGCGAAGCACCAGCAAAACUCUGCUUCCAACAACUUGCCGGCGCCUCUUAACGGACCCAGUAGCAAAAAUGGAGAGAUUCCAGACGGGCCGAUCAGGGAAGUCCUCGCCCAGACUGGAGGCACGGCUACCCUUCCCUGCAAGCUCACGGAUCCAGGAGCCGGCAUCGUAACGUGGAUCCGGCGCAGAGAUCGCCAACUUUUGACCGUCGGAGCAGCGACGCAUUCGGUGGACAGUCGCUUUGUGAUACGACCCUCGAGCUCGGACUGGGCUCUCCUCAUCAGAGGAGUCACUUUUCAGGACGCUGGGGUGUACGAGUGUCAGGUCGCUACCCACCCGGUCCAGCAGAAUUUCGCCCGACUGAAGAUCACCGAGGCAUAUUCCAUAAUACCUGGAGCACCAGACCUCCACGUCAAGCAGGGCUCAAGCCUACGUUUGGAGUGCCAACUGAUGUCGGCAACGGAGCCACCGAUUUAUGUAUUCUGGUAUCGCCAGGGCAGGAUGAUCAACUACGACGCUGAACCUGGCGUCAAGGUGAAGGCGACGGAGACGGGCUCCACCCUGGUCGUUAAUAAGACGAAACCAUCCCACGGUGGCAACUACACUUGCGCCCCGAGCAACGCGAGGCCAGCAUACGUUAUAGUUCACGUUAUCGAAGAGGAGGAAAAACCGGCCGCAAUGCACGGUGGCGAUCGGCGAAAUCUGAGCCCCGCCAUUCUCGCGAGUAACUUCCUCGUCACCCUGUUGGCAACGGUCAGCUGGAGGAUACCGAGUUUUACGAGCCUCUACCCCACGUGAGAGGGAAGCGUCGGUUUAGGGAGGGCCACGCGUUUCUGACCGAAUCCCCGACGGCCACUCGGAGAAAGAAACUUGACCGACGACAGACAACGAACACCGUUGUUGUAUGUGGGGCGGUUAUUCCCUCCGCGGGAGAGAAGGAGGAUCACAAGGAAGAGGUCCGAGGUCAACAGUCGUUCUCCGGAAGGCGUCACGGGCGAUUCAACGCCGCAGUUUCUAGGUCCGUAUGUAUACAUAUAUAUUUAUUGCUGCAAGGAAGAGGAAAGAAGAGCCGGAGACUCAGCGAUCCCCGCAAGAUGAGUGCCGAUCUACCCUAGAGUCGUCUGCUCGUCUUAACUAUCCGGAUACCUAUACCAAAAACCAAAAGGCAAGAUAACAAAAAAUAAAAAAAAUUCUCAAACCCAUGUAAAUAAAUAACCGACGUAUGCUAUGAAAAUAUGAUUAUAUAAUUAAGAAUAAAAA
This is a messenger RNA of Diprion similis, 1620 nucleotides long. RefSeq names its product neural cell adhesion molecule 1-A-like. The transcript is spliced from 7 exons. The record is from RefSeq and is a predicted model, not a curated record. Gene Ontology annotation, cellular component: neuron projection membrane. The coding region runs from base 298 to 1158 and encodes 286 amino acids. NCBI's taxonomy places the organism in Eukaryota, Metazoa, Arthropoda, Insecta, Hymenoptera, Diprionidae. Gene Ontology annotation, biological process: synapse organization.